UCUCAGAGCUGAUUGCAUCAGGGACUCUGCUUUCUUGUUUUGGAGGGAGUGGAAAACAAAAAGUGGGACCUCACCGCCAUGACAGGGAAGGAGGGAGUUGUUCUCUCAGACACUGAGAAUAAACUGAAAUCCGCCUCACACACCACCGUGAACCACGGGGGACCCCAGCAGCCGCCUCCAGGCUGGAAGAUGGCCCCCGUGGUGCACCGGCGCACCGGCUUUGGGAUCCAGGAGCUGCUCGGACUCAACAAGGAGCCGCCGGCGGUCCCGAGGCGGCCGCUGGAGGCUCUGCCGCACAGCGCGCACGUCCUGGCCGCCAGGUCGGCCCUCGGACACGGGGGGCUCGGGGUCGGGAUGGGUUUGCUGGGACCGGAGGGAAUACACUCGUUUUACAGCCAGCCUGCGUUUCUGGAGGUGCUGGCAGAGGCGCAAAAUGUGCACCUGCAGCCGCUGCACAGGGCGGCGCACAUGGACGCGCAGAUGGAUGCGCAGCACUCCGCCAGCUCCGAUUCUGAUGACAUGAGUCUGUCCUCCGGUGAUCAGAAGUUUUCUAAAUCAUCAUUGAGUCAGAGCAAGAAACGAAAGAAAAGACGACACAGAACCAUUUUCACGUCCUAUCAGCUGGAGGAGCUGGAGAAGGCUUUUAAUGAAGCUCACUAUCCAGACGUAUACGCCCGGGAAAUGCUCUCCAUGAAGACUGAGCUGCCAGAGGACAGAAUACAGGUGUGGUUUCAGAACCGCAGGGCCAAGUGGAGGAAGAGGGAGAAGUGUUGGGGUCGCAGCAGCGUGAUGGCAGAGUACGGCCUGUACGGAGCCAUGGUCCGUCACUCCAUCCCACUGCCCGAGUCCAUCCUCAAGUCAGCCAAGGAGGGCGUCACAGAGUCCUACGCUCCGUGGUUACUAGGUAUGCACAAGAAGUCAGUUGAAACCACACAAACCUCUCCUGGAAAACCCUGCAGCCUGACACCACCACCAAUAACAACAAUACAGGAGAAACCAGCGGUCAAAAUGAUGGAGGAAGAGACGGAGAAACAGAUGAAAGACACUGCUAAAGCACCCAUUUCUAAAGAGGAACUGAGGGAGAACAGUAUUGCUGCACUGCGAGCAAAAGCACAGGAGCACAGCGCCAAGGUGCUUGGGACAGUUUCUGACAGAACAAAUGGCCACGUAACACAUAAAGAGGAAGCUGAGGACAAGGUGACGGAGCAGGAGAUGGCAGAGGUGGAGAAGAGUGACUGAAAAAAAAGCUGCGGGAUAAAGACUGAUGGUGAAAAUACCUGCAGAGAGAUAGAGGUCCUGUUUUACUGGUGGAGUUGAACCUCGGUGCUUCAGACUGUUCAAACCUGCAGAUCAAAUGUUAUAAUCAGAGAUAAAUAAAUUAGAAAUUAUUUGAGUUCAUUUGUCGGAUAACUUCUACUCUGAUUGAGGUUUUUUUUUUUUUAACCCAACCAAUAACAUAAUUUUUUCCUCUGCUGAAUCACACAAAUGUUCUCCUCACAUUUACCGCAGACCUUUUGAUCUGCAGCUGCAUUAAAAAAUAUAUUUAUUUUCUUUAAAAUAAAUUGUGAACCGUACAGUUCUGUGACAUGGCAGCUACUUUUAUGCAACAGUUUGGAUUAAAAUGUCUUCAGAAGCCUCAUUUCAACAAGCAUCUUAAAAAAGAAAUUGACUAUACCUGCUCCAGACAUGAUGAUAAGGAGAUGACUGUGACCUCUGACCUCCCUGUGAUGACUGAUUUCAGUUUGGUGACUGAAAAGCACACAGCUGGUGUUAGUUCCUGUGAAAAGAUUAAUACAAGAUUCAAUCUUUGUUUUCUUUCAGCAGUUGCAACAUGUGUGAUGUACAUACUGAACAUAUUGUCCAAUAGUUAAUGCUGUAUUGUUGUGUACAGUUAAUUAUCUGUGUUUGUCUCUGUAUAAAUGUAACUGUAGCCUAAUUAAAAGUUACGGAUAUUUAAAGUC
Molecule: messenger RNA, 1961 nt
Organism: Epinephelus lanceolatus (giant grouper)
Lineage: Eukaryota; Metazoa; Chordata; Actinopteri; Perciformes; Serranidae
Product: visual system homeobox 2-like
Biological process (GO): regulation of transcription by RNA polymerase II
Cellular component (GO): nucleus
Molecular function (GO): sequence-specific double-stranded DNA binding; DNA-binding transcription factor activity, RNA polymerase II-specific
Source: RefSeq, a predicted model, not a curated record